AUGGACUUGCCGCUAGCCCUCGCAGCUCUACUCCUCCUCCUCCUAGUGCUCCUCGCUGCCCCGCCGGCGGCGCUCCUCAUUGCCCUCCACCUGAACCGCCGCCGCCGCCUAACGCCGCCCGAGCCGGCGGCCGCGGCGCUCGAGCCGAGCGCGCCGGCCGAGGAGAACGAGGGCGGGAAGGAGAAGAGGCGGCGGCGCAGGGCGAGGCGGAAGCAGCAGCAGAAGCAGGGCGGCGACGGGGCCCUCUCGCAGGCGGCAGGCGGCGGCGGGGACGACGCGCUGCCGCCGCGGCCGCGGUUCCCGCUCGCCUCGGUGGCCGGCGCACUGCAGCGGCGGAUCACCGCGCGGUACGACGAGCUCGCGCGGGCCAGCCAGGCCCAGUCCCUCACCAUUGACCAGGUCCAUGAGUUUCUUAACACUCUUGUAGAUGCGAGGGACGAACUACUACAAAAGUCUGAGAACACCCGAAGAAGCAUCACAAUAAGGAAGGCCAUGUUAUCUAACAGUCGUAAUGGUAGGUCUUCACAUGACCACCUUCGCCUAUGUCAACAGGUGGAUAAGUUGGAAUUUGAAUAUGAAAGACUAAAGAAAGAUGCCAGCAUUUACCAUAAUCUUCAUGAGCAGCUUCAGCUGUCAUCGUGCUACAAACUGAUGGAGGAGAGCAACGAUGAAGCGGAGAAGAAAAUCCGUGAAGCAGCCUUCGCCAAAGGGGUACGCGAUACCGCUUUCGAGGACCUGCUGGCUGUGGAGAAGAAGGAUGACGCCUUCUGGCGUCGUCACGGGAAGCUGAGGUCGAUCUCGGACAGCAUGUAG
Messenger RNA from Triticum turgidum subsp. durum (durum wheat), 813 nucleotides. Lineage: Eukaryota; Viridiplantae; Streptophyta; Magnoliopsida; Poales; Poaceae. The record is from the annotation of a GenBank genome assembly.